Molecule: messenger RNA, 2786 nt
Organism: Mercenaria mercenaria
Lineage: Eukaryota; Metazoa; Mollusca; Bivalvia; Venerida; Veneridae
Exons: 4
Coding region: 582-1964 (460 amino acids)
Biological process (GO): regulation of transcription by RNA polymerase II
Cellular component (GO): nucleus
Molecular function (GO): RNA polymerase II cis-regulatory region sequence-specific DNA binding; DNA-binding transcription factor activity, RNA polymerase II-specific
Source: RefSeq, a predicted model, not a curated record
UGAGUACAGCUUUUUUGUACGUUCAAUGAUGUUAUUUCGCUACUGUGCUUUAAUGAGGCGGUUUUUAUGCGGAUGUUAAUGUUUACAUUCAAUUUUCUGCUUGUUUACUUGUAAUUAUAUGAGAAACUUCUUUUUGUGUCGCUCUCAAACGGAGUUGUAUAAAUCGCUCUAAAUUGAUAUAUUUGUGGUUACAAAAAUUGACAAUUGAGGAUUUAUAACAUAUGACACAGCCACUGCUUAUAUUACAGCAUAUUUUGAGCUAGACUUCUACACAAUUAUUAGCAGGAUUAAACAAUAUCCGGAAUGAACAUAGUUACAUCCUGUGUCGACGUCGAAACUUAAGUGCUGUCUUCCUGACUCCGAGUUUAACGUGUGACAAGUUCACCUCGCCAAGGAACCAAAGCAGGAAGACAGAUGGGCGGACAUGGUUACUGAACAUAGAUAUAAACAGCGCAGUAUGACUUGCAAGCCUUUUGAGAAGGAACAUAUAAACCUGCCGACAAGGAUCUAAUUGUUCUCUCCAACAGCUAAAUACGAGAGUUAAUCCAGAAGUAAUGGCACUGCUUCCAUCAAGGUGAAACAUGUUAAAACAUCGUGUACAGACUGCAGCCGUGCCGAAUGCGCCGCCCAGCGUCGGAAGCUAUUCCGGUACCCAAAAUAACACCCAAAACACAACUGUCAAUUAUUCUGAUGCUCGGACUACCGCACCAGUUGAUAUAGUUGAUUGUGCUGGUACUCAGCAGAUUGUAAAUGCUGGUGCCGACAGCUAUCAUGGUUCCCAGCUCGCAGCACCACAUUACAUCGCCAGCAGUCUCAGUGCACAGACUGGACAACAUAGCGGAUAUAAUGCUCCACCUCCAGUCAUGGACAAUGCUCAAUAUAACUCGCAACAAACAGUAAAUGAUCUCGGUUACCAUGGCUAUCAAGAUAAGCAAUAUAUUCCUGACACUUCGCCUUCACAUUCGAUUGAAAAAAGUGCUUAUAAUUCCACCCCCAGUGGUCAGCUACCGAUGGUGAACUCACACGGUAGUGAGCAGCCCUAUAGUGUUACAUCACAAGAUGCCAAGGAAGGCGUUCGUUUAAUCACAGAAAAAUAUGACUCCUUGAACAAAUUGUCUGUAUCUCCGCAAAAAUCUCCACUGGGGUCGCCUUCUAGUGAUGGAGGAUCGUUUUCGUUUGCUGAUAUGAUAAUGUCGCAAAAAUUCCGGGAAGGCGUGACUGAACAGGAUUUGUUACAAGUGGACACAUUCUACCGAAGUCAUAAGUCUGAGGUAUAUGUAUGUGGUUGUUUAGUUAACAUGUAUUUCGGUUCAGCGAAAGCUGCAUUACAUAACGAUCAAUGGUCUUUCUCUAGUACGGGGAUUCCCCUAUUGCUGUUAGAUACUGGGGAACACCACAGAGAAAGAAAACUAUAUAUAAUUCUAGCAGAGAAGGGGACUGGAUUCACAAUGUGGCGAGAUGUGAUAGACAACCAGACAGGUUACCGAACUCCAAAUGCUAAUUUCCAUACAAUGCACACUUCGAAAGAUCACUCGAAAUUAGCUGGAUUUAGUUUCGACGAUGCUAAAGCUGCAUCAGAAUUUUAUGGUCAUAUUCACAAACUUACUGCUGAUCCAGACGAUGAACUGCUAAAAAUCGGGAAAUUUAAGAAGAAAAAAUCGAUAAAAGAUAAGAAAAAGAAAGUGAAAUUACCUAAAAAGACUGAAAUUUCACAACCUUGUUGCUUUGUUCAUGUAACUAAACUAGACCGACCAAUGUCAGAAGAGAGCGAAACUAGUUCAUCCACAAAAAGUGCAAAUCCGAAUGAAAUUUCGGCACCAUUUAAUUUUCAGCACGUGACUGGCCCAGCCGGAAGCGGAAGUGACUUAUUAAAUCUAAUGGGAAGUAAAUUAACUUUGACUAGCACUAGCAGCGUAGAUUCAGGUCUAUCAGACGACAGGGGUUCUGCAAAAGCGGGAAAUUAAUAUUAGCAGACACUCUUAGAAAUAAAUACCUCUCUAGUCAUAUACUUGUAUACAGUUGUCUACCCUGGAUUAUAUACUAUUAGGUCAGUUUACAUGAUUGAAGUGUGUUCAUAUUUUAUAAACUUGGAAUCAAAUAAUAAUUAUUUUUGAACACUUUUUAUCAGUCAGCAAUAGUCGCUAUGUUUCGUUAUUGUAAUUUGAAUUUGUCUUUGUUUUACUGCUAGUUUUAUGUCCAAUGCCAUUUGUAUUUUUUUAAUAUGCCAAACAAUGACUAAGCGUGUCAUUCAUUUAAUUACAUAAAUAAAUACUUAACAAAAUUUGAACCCAGAUUGAUUGUGAAAAUCUUUCUGAAUGAGCCAGUUUAUAUAAAGAUAAAGUUAUUACAUACAUCGGCAUGCCUACCAUAACUUUUUGCAUCGUUUAACCUUUCGAAAAAGUUGUCAAAUUCAUCAUGUUCAAUAUCCUUGUUUACGUUAUUGCAUAAAAUAUCAUAAACAUAACUUGCCACGUUCCUGUUACGCAUUAGUUAACUGAUCAUCUGCUGUUCCUUUAAAUGCAUAAAUUAUAUCUAUAUACAUUGUGCCUUUAAUAUGUGUAUGUCUAAUAUUUAUCUUCCUGAAAGCGACUGUUUGUAUAUUUGUUCCCCUAACAUUGAAAACGAUCUUCGUUUUCUUACAAACAUACAUUUUUUGAACAUUAAUCUUGGAUUAAAUCUCAUUGACAAGUAAUAAAUGUUCGCUUGGUAUAACAAACAAAAACAGAAGUGGUGCAACGCUUCAAGUAAAAUAUGAAUAAAAUUCAUUUUUCUGCAGUUUUAUUUAC